AUGAAAGAAACACACAUCAAAGCAAACAGUUUCCUAAAGCUAGUGUGUGAGUACUUAUCUCCCAAGGUCAAGGAUGGACGUUGGAUGGUUGCUGCCGGUAUGUCACUCAUAUACGCGACCACGAAGGGUAACAGGGAAUUUGUGGUUGAGAUGAUCAAAUCUAACCCUCAUCUUCUACGGGAUUUUCAGGCUGAUUACAAAAAUAUCUUUCAGUUGUCUGUCCAAAAACGAAACUCGAAAAUAUUCAGCCUUAUUUAUGGGAUGGGUGAUAGAAAAAUAAUAUUGCUUAGUGAGCAAGACAAUGUUAACAACACGGUUCUUCACGUUGCUGGAGCUCUAUCACCUUCCGAUGAACUCUCUAAGGUUUCUGGGGCUGCUCUCAAGAUGCAAAGAGAAAUUCAAUGGUACAAGGAAGUGGAGAGCCUAGUGCCAGUAGUAACAGCAUCAUUAUACAAUCUAGAAGUCGUGACGCCACGUCAGGUAUUCGAAAAAGCUCAUGAACCACUCCGGAAAGAAGCAGAGGAAUGGAUGAAAUACACUGCAUCUGCGUGUAGCUUCGUCGCUGCUCUCAUUGCAACGGUUACAUUCCAAGCCAUAUUUACUGUCCCUGGAGGUACAGACGAAUCUUCUGGGGACCCUCUCCAUCUAACAGACUCUCGCUUCAUGAUCUUCACAGUCGCCGACACACUAUCUUUCUUCUCCUCCUGUACCUCGGUCGUCAUAUUUCUCACUAUCCUCACCUCGAGAUACUCUUUUGAUGACUUCCUUAUCUCACUACCCAGAAAGAUGAUUCUGGGUCUCUCCAUUAUGUUCUUCUCUAUAGCAGCUAUGCUUGUAGCCUUCUCCACUGCGCUUUUCACGAUGCUACGCAAGAUGCCACUGCUUGUGAUUCCUGUAUUGCCACUAGCUUGCCUCCCCGCCGCUCUCUUUGUGCUGCUCCAGUAUCCUCUUCUCGGGGAGAUGAUUUCUUCUACAUAUGGAAACCGUCUCUUCAAACGUGACACCAAACCUUGGUUCUGA
Molecule: messenger RNA, 1020 nt
Organism: Brassica napus (rape)
Lineage: Eukaryota; Viridiplantae; Streptophyta; Magnoliopsida; Brassicales; Brassicaceae
Product: ankyrin repeat-containing protein ITN1-like
Exons: 2
Coding region: 1-1020 (339 amino acids)
Source: RefSeq, a predicted model, not a curated record